Messenger RNA from Grammomys surdaster, 4958 nucleotides. RefSeq names its product junctional cadherin 5 associated (gene Jcad). Bases 126 to 4127 code for a protein of 1333 amino acids. NCBI's taxonomy places the organism in Eukaryota, Metazoa, Chordata, Mammalia, Rodentia, Muridae. The record is from RefSeq and is a predicted model, not a curated record. Gene Ontology annotation, biological process: positive regulation of blood vessel endothelial cell proliferation involved in sprouting angiogenesis. The transcript is spliced from 4 exons. Gene Ontology annotation, cellular component: adherens junction; ruffle membrane.
CUCGUGCUGGUCCCCGGCCGGCCGAAGCGGCAGCGGCUGCGGCGCGGGACAGUAUGCGGGAACCGCUCGUAAUGGGUGCUACCACCAUGAUGGUCCAAGCUCGUGAGGUUUGACGACGCUACACCAUGUAUAGUGUGGAAGAUCUUCUGAUUUCUCAUGGAUACAAACCAGCCCGAGAUGCCGCAGCACCACGUGAGGACAAAUCAGAGCGAUGCAAGUCAACAAGGACAGGGUCCCGAGCUGGCCAAGGCCUAUUGAAUGGGUACAAGGAUGGCCCUACAGCUCAUGCCCACAGUAGGACAUCCCUGGGGACAGGACACGUGAGCAACUCUGAAAACCGCAGCAGCAAGCCAAGAGGCCACAGGGAGCACCAAAGCGCUUCUUCUAGAACUCCUGAGGCAGGGUUUUUAAAUCAACCCGCCUUAGCAUGGUCCUCUCACCCCCAAAGUGGUAGAGAUCACAUCUAUUGGAGCAGAGGAAGGCAGGAGGGCAGUGGCUCCCUGUGUCCCAGGGACCGGAAAGAACUGGAGGUCAGAGGAAUGGCUCAGGCUCACAGCCUGCCCAUCCAUGUGAGAGAGAGUCCGUGGGAAGUUGCAGGAAGGACAGAGCAUGUGAUAAAGAAUGCCGUUUGGGAAGAAGAGCUGAGAAUGCCGACUCCUGCGAAGGGAGAGGACGUGAGCUUGGGAAGCUGGAAGCAGCCCAGGAAGUUAGGGAGGCAAGCAUCCGAUGGUGGUGAUGGACAGAAAAGGUCCCAGGAAAGGUUCGAGGAUUUGUACCAGUUUGUUCAUGGAGAGCACAUGCUGACAUCUCAGAACAGAAAGAAAUCUCAGUCACUGCCCCGAGCUCUUUCUCCUAAGAGCCUGAAUUUCACAGAAAUCCCUGUUCCACUAUAUGAUGGUCAUAUAACGGGUGUCCCCAAAGUGCCACCAUACCCUCCCAGCUGUCCACCACCUUUGGAACCCACAAGGAACCUUGAGAAGACUGGUUCCUCGGGCCCUUUUCCCAGGCCUAAAUUUGGGAAGCCCCUUAAGACUUCAAGUUAUGGCUCUCACUCACAGCCCAGGGGAGAAGGUGGAUUUCAGGACCACCAGCACAGGGAACCACGUGGCUCCUACCCAACAAGAAGUAAGAAUCCCAGCCAUGAGUUGGGUAUGCUGGAUACUGGCUUGGAGCCCCCAGUGUAUGUGCCCCCACCUUCAUACAGAUCACCCCCUCAGCACAUUCCAAACCCCUACCUUGAAGAUCCUGUGCCCAAGCAUGUGAGCAGCAGUCAGAGUCAGCAGCAGCAACUACCUGAGAAACCUGAGGCCGGCUGUUCACUUCCUUCUGGCUCCCUUGAAGCUAGGGAUCUCUAUGAUGCAAUGCCUGGCUCUCCUCCUCAAGGUCUUCCUCCACACCCCUAUCCUGUUGCCACCCAUGGGAGUUCUAUUCAGUACAUUCCAUUUGAUGAUCCACGGAUCCGACAUAUCAAACUAGCUCAGCCCCCAGAAUUCUAUGAAGAGGCAAAGCUUGAUGACGCAUCCUAUAACUCCGGUUUCAUCACUACCCAGGAACCAGCUCUUGGGAAAAGACAGUAUGAUGAUGCCCUUUCAGCACCACAGGGAUCAACACCCCCACCUGUCAAUGAGCGGGGCUCAGCCUUUGCCCAUUCCAGCCCCCGGUGGCUGCAGAGCCAGUUCUCCAUGGGCAUUGAACUGGGAGGCUUCCCUAGCCAAACAGAGCAUUAUGUCAUGAGAGGAUUAACAACUGAUAUGAGAGACAGCAAGGCAGAAAGCCAUGCCUCUUCCCCACAGCCACCGAGUGAAGGUACCUGCAAAACCUACACUAAGCUCAGAAAGUUUGAAACUGGGAUUCAGAGCAAGAAAAAUUCAAAGAAGAAAAGUAACGCAACCAUAUUUUGUUUGGUUUCUGUCCCAGUUAAAUCUGAGUCACUCGAGCCAGAUACAGAUACAAACAACAAUGACUUAAAGCUGGAAGCUGAUAAGACCCAUGGGCUGUGUCAGGGUCCAGCCCUGGAGGAACAGAGUCUGCUGAGCAUGUCUUCCACCGACCUGGAGCUGCAAGCCCUCAUGGGAAGCACAGCUUGGAGAAGAACAUCCCCAAGGCAAGGUCUGGGGGAGUCAGAAGAUGGCCAGACUGAUGACCCCAGAAUCCUCCACCUCAUCAAAUCCAGAGAGCUCCAGGCUUCCGGCUUAUGGCCAGGACACCAGUAUAGAGAUCAGCAGACCCAAACCAGUUUCCCUGAAGACUCCAAAAGCUCACAGGUCCUCCCUGCCACAAAGCCAGGAGAGGCUAGCAAUGCAGCACUGACCCCAACAUGCCCAGAUACCACUGCCUCUGAAGUACACCUGCAUGCGGCCUUAGCAUCCAGUGAUCAAAAUCAGAAGCCCAGUGUACCUCACCUUCAAGGGCAAAGGUCCCUCAGCCCAUCUCGAAACAGUGCUUUCUCAAGGACAUCCUCAGCCAUAAACCAAGCAUCUAUGCCCAAAGGGGCCUCUGACCAGCUCCCAAGUACCAGCUCUGUUCCCAAGCCAGAGGUGGUGAAAGGGGAGUCUACAACAGGCCAAUGCAAUAGCACACAACUCUUCGGUCAGUUUCUUUUGAAACCAGUUAGCCGGCGGCCCUGGGAUCUGAUAAGUCAGUUAGAAAGUUUUAACAAGGAGCUUCAGGAAGAGGAAGAAAGCCAUGGUGCUAGUGGUGGGGACAGUAGUGAUGACAGUGAGGCAGAACAGCCAGAGGACAGUGCUGACUCCAGAGCUAAGAGCCGAGGCCACCAGGAAACUAGAACAGAACAGUGGCCUGCAGGGCUGCCAUUGGGGGAUGCAGCAUCUCCAGAAGGAAGACUUAAUGAGUCACAGAACUGGAAUGAGGAACCAAAACCUGGCCACCCAUGUGCCCAUCCACAGCCCCCGGGCCCAUCACAGGAGGAAGACAGCAGAGGUGUUCCAGUCCAACGAGCAGAUGGGAGCCUGACUGCAGAGCAGAAAAGCCAGGAGGUUUUGAAUGGGACCUGUGAGGGGGACAUUAGCCCAAGGCCUGAGAGCAGGAUUAUGCCCGUUGACACAAAAACAGCCCCUUUCUUCUGUCUGACAGAACCGAGAGGAAGUCAAGACCUCACCAAAGUCAGCAGUGCUUUAGGGUCUGUGCAGCUGGGCAGAGAGACUCCCACAGAGGUGGACAGUGGUAGGGACGCAGAGGUCCUACCCUGUGUCCUGCCGCCCUUUGCUGACAAAUAUCUAGGCCUCUCAACACCAGACUUUCGGUCUUUAGAGCUCACACUGGGACAAGAGCAGACUGCCUAUAAAUCAGAGUAUCUGGGUUUAGAGAACACCAUGGAAGUCCUUCCAAGUGAGUCUCUGCAGGAAAGGGCAGAGAGGAUCCUGGGCAUCGAGGUGGCUGUGGAGUCCCUUCUGCCAGGUGCCAGGAGAACAGAACAGAGCCAGCUCCCUGAGCCUGAUGCAAGUACCUGCGGCCCACAGUCCUCCAGAGAGGACUCAUUGCCCAGCCUGGCACCCCCAGGGACCCCCACAGUGGCCACUGAUGCCUUCUAUGGCAGGAGGAAGUGUGGCUGGACUGAGAGCCCCCUUUUCGUAGGAGAAAGGGCCCCCCAGGCUUCUGUAUGCUCAGAUGUGGAGGGGUUCCCCGCAAGCCAGGCCCCUAGUCCUGAUCCUGAGAAAAACGAGGAGUCAAAACCACCCUUCAAAUCCACUCUGUUCCAUUUCAUGGAGAAGUCCACACAUGUGGUGGGCCCUGAAAAGAGGCUCAGAAACCCUUCCAAAGUGAUCGAGGGCUUACAAGAAAAACUAGUAUCACCUCCAAAGAGGGCAGACUCAGUUCGCUUGAUAAGAAUGAGGGAGGUAAACUCCUUGUCUCAGAUGAGAGGUCUGAGCUCCAGAAGUACAGACUCCAUGGAGGAGCCCGACCCCUUAAAGGGCACCAAGAAUUCAGCCUGGCUUUCAGAAGGCCUUACUUCCAUGAGUAGUAAAGACCAGGCCUGGGGAGUGGGGCAUCUGCCCUCUGUCUCUCAAAAUGAAAACGGACACCCUGAAGUGCCAAGAGAGAAGAUGUCAGACCAUGACUUGUGGUGUGCAGAUUCCUAUGAUCCCAGCCGAGUGGAGAGGGUGUGAUGGAGCCCCCACCGCCUCGGCUAGUGGAGUGUUCUCUGGUUGGCCCACCUGUCUUGCUCAGGCUGAAGCUGGAAACUGUGGGGUUUGCAGUGUCUUGACUCCUCCUUUGCCUGCCAUCCCUACAGAAUUGUUAUGGAGAUAAAGUGGUGGUCUGCUGACACCAUCUGUCUCUAUAGCAUGGAUAUGUAAUUCCUAUGUUUAGAACAGAAUAUUUACAUCAAUUCCCUUCCGGGUGGAUUAGGCCAAGCUGGUAAAUAGCUUGGUGUAAAUCUGAUGUUAGGUGAAAAUCAAACACAGAAGCAGUGGGUGAUUUUGACUGUACCCUGAUCUCUUCCUUUCCUGCCGCAUCUCCCAGCCUGUACUCAUGUUUAAGAGUGUGGCCUAGGAGUUUGGACACGUGCAGCGUAAGGGGAAUGUAAGUGAGUGAGUGCUUACAUAUGACGCAUUUUUAUCACUGAACUUUUGGCAGCUUGGGGUGACAUGUGAGUUAACCGCUGUGAAACUCAUAGUCACUUCUUGGUGUUCCUGAAGGGUCACACUUGCUGUAACUUACCCUCGAGGUGAUCCACUUGGCAUUGAGACACACAUGCCGUGCUCACUCUGCUUUGCACUCUGUCUUCCCUAGGUUUUACCUUCUGUGUGAAUGUUUAGAUAUUCUUUAUAUGAAAAAUAAUUGCUGGUUUAAAAUAGACCAUGUUAACAAAGUAACUAUAUUUCUUUUUAUAAAAUUGCUAUUUUUCUAUGAUGUACAAACUGUUCUUAGGUGGCAGAUUUUUAAGGAAGUGCUAUUUUAUUUAAGAGUCUAUCCGUGUGUGUGUGUGUGUGUGUGUG